Molecule: messenger RNA, 1876 nt
Organism: Agrilus planipennis (emerald ash borer)
Lineage: Eukaryota; Metazoa; Arthropoda; Insecta; Coleoptera; Buprestidae
Exons: 3
Coding region: 569-1519 (316 amino acids)
Cellular component (GO): nucleus
Molecular function (GO): DNA binding
Source: RefSeq, a predicted model, not a curated record
CACUACAUUAAUUUUAUUUAAAUAAAACAGAAGCAAUGAGGAGGUAAAAAUACUUACAAAGCUGUUGGUCGGUACUUUAUGAAACAUUGUGUAAAGAUUUAAUGACAAUGAAUAAUAAAAACACUUUUAAAUUUCCAGUAAAUUCUAUUUCCGAAACAUUUAAAUGUGUUUUUAUUUAUUGUUAUCACACAAGUAAAAAAAUAUAUUUAUGCGCACGCUCGACCGCCAUGUUUGUGUAGCGUACACGCCCAUCUUAAUACCGUCUACAACGACACCGCUUAAAGCGUGCAGCUGCAGUUUUACUGUAGCGUUCGUUUGGUGCGUAUCGGUUAUUGCGACUCAAUAAAAGUAAUUUUCUCAUUCGCUACAAUUAAAUACAUGUGGAUGUUGCCUUUUGUUUCGUCUGUUCCGCACUUUAGAGCCGGCUUUGCGUUUUGUUACUUUCAUCGUUUGUUUUUAUUCUUUAAUUUUCUUCUUAAUUAAAAGUCCGUUUAGGCUAUGAACGUUGUGGUUUAGGCAGAGGUCGCGGUGUUAUAACGAAGUGAUCCACAUUCGCGCGUAAUUCAAAAUGGCCCAACAGAAGAGAAAAGUAUUUAACAUCGAAGAAAAAGCGCACAUAGUAUGGAGAUUGGAGAACGGAGAGUCGAAUACAAGUUUAGCAAAAGAAUAUGGCAUUUCUCGUUCCACAAUUUCGUCGAUUUGGAAAAAUAGGGAUAAAAUAAGAAAUUUUUAUCAGAACAAUUAUUUGAAUAUGAAACGCGCGCGAUCGUCUGAUUAUAAACCCAUUGAAGACGCUUUAUUAGAAUGGUUUAAAAGCCAAAGGGCAGAUGCAACGAUUUUGAAUGGCCCAGUUCUUCAAGAAAAAGCUAACGAAAUCGCCCGAAGUUUGGGGAAAACUAAUUUUAAUUGUUCUUCGUCUUGGAUUCAACGUUUUCGAGUUCGUCAUAAUAUAAUUCCACCCAAAAAGAGCGGUACAUUGGUAAAUACUGAAGAUAAAAAUGAAACUAUUGGAUUAGAAGAUUUUGAAAAUAGGAACGAAGAUGUAGUAAUUUCGGGUUCUUCCGAAAAACAUAACGACGAUCACAAUUUGGAUAAUAUUGAAAGGGUUGUUGUUCAAGUUAAAAAUGAGACUGAAGUAUCGAACACAUUUUACACCGAGAUGGUCAAAUCGGAAGAUAAUGGUAAAAAGACAAAGUCCAUGGAAGGGAAUGGUACAAGUAAGGGAUUUGCUGAUGGUUUAGGUAACGUAAGAAUAAAGGAAGAAAACGAAGAAGAGGGAGCCGACAUUAUUCUACCGGAAAUAGUCACGUUAGAAGAUGAAAAUCAACCAAAAAGGUCUACUAAAGAGGCUACGAUAACAAAACCCUCCGAAACAAACGAUGACGAUGAUCUUUUAUUUUUUAAAUCAUUGUUACCCGAUCUUCGAUCGUUGUCUCGAGAACGUAAAUUGUAUAUUAGAAACAAAAUUCAAUUACUUAUAUUAAAUGAAGUGUACGGAUAUCGAAUAGAAAAUACUUAAAUUGUUUUUUAUCCUGUAACAUGUUGAUACUUAGGUAUAUAAUACUUACUUAUUUUUAGUUAUUGUAUGCAAAAGUUAUAGUAUUUAUCGUGUUGUUAUUUGUUCCGGUUAAUUUAUUUAAUGUAAGUAAUGUAAUUAAUUUUUGUACAAUAAGAACGUUUUAUUUAAAGAAAAAAAAACAUUUUAUACAUAAAUAAGUAUUUUUCUAUUUAUCAUGUUUCACUUUGCAACUGUUAGAAGAUGAAUCACAGCCAUCGUAUUCCUGUAAAUUUUUGUUAUUAAGUUUAUCUUCAUUAACACAUGCACACCUGAAGCUUUUGGACCCGGGUUGAUAAUAUUUUCGCGGUACUCCGAUCC